AUGAAUGCCAAAGUUGGGAACGACAACACCCAUGUAGAGAGAACUAUGGGCAGACAUGGUUGUGGCUGCAUGAACGAGAACGGAGAGAGGCUAGUGGAGCUAUGCACUAUGUACAACCUGGUGAUUGGAGGAACACUAUUCCCUCACCGUAACGUCCACAAGCUAACAUGGUGCUCGCCCAAUGGUAGGGACAGUAACCAGAUCGACCACCUAAUGAUCAACGGCUCCUGGAGACGUUCCCUGCUUGACUUCAGGGUGAGAAGAAGAGGAGAUGUUGGAAGUGACCAUCACCUUGUUGUAGCAAACAUAAAAAUGAAACUGCGAAGUACAGGACGCAAGUCAGCAGCACACAGACGCUUUGAUGUGGAAAGAUUGCAGGAUCCCAAGCUGAAAAAUGCCUUCACUCUUCAAGUGAAAAACAGAUUUCAGGCACUUCCAGACAUGACAGACAUUUGCGAGGCAGACGCAGAAAGCAUAAACCAGAGAUGGGACCUUGUGAGAACAGUGUACCAGAAAAGCAGCGAGACGAGUCUUGGACUGAGAGGAACUAAGAAGAAGGAAUGGAUAACACCAGAGACGUGGAAGGCGAUAGAGGAAAGACGAGACCUUAAAAAGAAGGUGGCUAGCACCAGAUCUGAAAGACUGCAAGAGACAUUCAAACUACAGUACAGAGAGAUGAACCGGAAAGUGAGGCGCUCGGCGAGAUCAGACAAGCGUGCCUACUUGAACAAUCUAGCAAGUGAGGCCGAAGAAGCAGCAAGAAAAGGAGAACAAGGAAAGCUGUACAAGAUCACCAAGACGAUUAGCGGCAAAUUCCACAGCACCAACAAUGCCCCAGUCAAGGACAAGGGAGGGAAGCUGCUAACGACAGAGAGAGAACAAGAAGCACGCUGGGCCGAACACUUCAGAGAGAUCCUGAACAGACCACCACCUUCCGAAGUAGCCGACAUACAAGAAGCCAUUGAGGACCUAGACGUUAACAUCGCCCCACCAGAGAAGCAGGAAAUCAUCACAGUGGAGCCAAGAGCAUCAUUCACUACAGUUCUUCAUCAGGUGCUGACGGAGAACUUGUGA
This is a messenger RNA of Pomacea canaliculata, 1074 nucleotides long. RefSeq lists its product as uncharacterized. NCBI's taxonomy places the organism in Eukaryota, Metazoa, Mollusca, Gastropoda, Architaenioglossa, Ampullariidae. The coding region runs from base 1 to 1074 and encodes 357 amino acids. The transcript is spliced from 2 exons. The record is from RefSeq and is a predicted model, not a curated record.